Colletotrichum scovillei is the source of this 4424-nucleotide messenger RNA. RefSeq names its product leucine rich repeat domain-containing protein. The transcript is spliced from 2 exons. The coding region runs from base 1222 to 3789 and encodes 855 amino acids. Gene Ontology annotation, molecular function: protein kinase binding. The record is from RefSeq and is a predicted model, not a curated record. Gene Ontology annotation, cellular component: cytoplasm. NCBI's taxonomy places the organism in Eukaryota, Fungi, Ascomycota, Sordariomycetes, Glomerellales, Glomerellaceae.
GCGCACCACACCUCUCGGUUCUCUCACUCUCUCCCACUCCCACCGAUACCUGUUACCUCCCCUCCUAGCACCGCUACCACCACCACCACCAUCAGCGGCCUGGGUUGGCGACCAUUUGUUAUUAUUAAACCCGGACCCCGUCCGACCACCCCCCUUCCAUCUAAGAAAGACCCUCCUCGGUUUCCCUCACACUCCUUUCUCUGUGUCGUGCAGAGUUGUCGUGAGGAGUUUGGAAAUAGCUUCCUCGACCUCGAAUCACCAUUCCGAAUACCCUCAACCUCCUCCUUAUCCUCCCGACCCGACUUCGACUCUCCUCUGUCUUCGUACGAGGAGCCCUCCGAAAUCUACACCCCGAGAAAAGAGAGCCACUGUCCCCGGUGAGCUAUCUCUAUCUCGCUUCACGCCAGAAACACCAAGGAGGAAAAAACUGUGAGUACCCUCUGUUUGGCCACCCUUCAGGAGAACAACAACACCAGGAAACCAGUACCAUGGUUCUUGACCACUGCCUUUUGCCUCUUGCCCAGCUUGUUGCCUCGUUUUUGUGACUCCUCACUACACUGCCUGCUUAUCUUGCCGCUUCGUUGGAGGAGAGGAAACGAGAAGGGGAAAUCUCUGCCUCGCACACUGCACUUUGCAUCCUGCACCACUCACUCACUUGCUUUGCUGUUGGCUGUCAUCUUCACUGUCUGCCUAUGUUUGCCUUUGCCUGUAUCAUCUGUCACUCACCACCGUCGGCCGCCCCGUGUUUUCGAGAGUUGGCAACACCACUUCACAUUCCCCUCGUUGUCCUCGGCGUCUUGUACUUCCCCCCUCAAAUUCCAGCGUUGUGAGACAAAACCGCUCCUGCAGCAUCUGCAACGGGGAUACAUCGCUCGUGGUCCCUCUCACGAGCCUCCUCACUUUUUCCGACUGUGUUGCCUGCGCAGAGUGUCGCAACGGCGCUUCUUGUUCUCCUCGACUUCUCACUCCGAAUUUCCCACCCUCACCUGCCUGAAAAGCACUCAGCCACGCAUCAACGACAUACUAACCCUCCUCGUACAGCCUGCGGUGAAACCGGUCACGACUGGCCUUCAUCGUCCGACCUACCAGCGAUAUCUGGUUCUAUAGAAGAACGAUACCUUCUACGACCAUAUUAGGCGCCGAUACUCGCCGUUUCCCUCCUUUUCAACCCCCAAGAUACCCAUACCCUGUACUCCGUCUGCCCCUGAUGCGUCCUUGAUCAUGGAUUCGGAAGACGGGGAGUUGUUCAUAAAGCAACUGGCCAGCUUUGUGCGCACGCACGAAAAGGCUCUCGCCAACGCCUUGCAAUUCCGAAGACAGGCUGCCUCUCGCCAUGGCUCCUCUCAGAGCGUCAGCUCCAUUCCCACGCCUCAAUCACCGGUCGUUCCCGAGAGACCCUCGACUUCGGCCUCAACUUCGAGCGGACUCGCGUCCGCUCUUUCCCUCGGUUCUCUAAACUUCACCUCGCACACUGUCAAGUCGGCGAAGCUAGCUUUGACGCCGCACCAUCUGUUUUACCUACUAUCUCGAUUCGAAGAACUCGCCAUUCCCGUUGGUCCCAUGAAGAUUCGUCUCGAGAACCUACACGAUAGCUCAACAUCCGCCAACUAUGUCUCCUUUUUGAGCAACACCCAAAGAUCCCGAAGCCGCGGCUCCGAUGUUGGUUCUAUCCAUUCCGUAUCUAGCGUUCGAAGCGUCAUGUCAGGCAUGUCGGCACUUUGGACGAGUUUUGGCAUCGGCGCGAGCAUUUCGGCCGCCCGAACCGAGCGGCAGAAGGCGGCCACACAGGCCGACCUGAAAUACCUCUACUCGGCCUUCACCAAAAUCCCUUGCCUUCGCCUUGCCCCCGACUGGCGCGCCCGGCUGAUUCGCGGCUACGAGGAGUUCCCAUUCGACUCAGCAGUACCGCUUUAUGUCUUCAAGAAUGUCCAGGCCCUCGAGGUGAACAGCAUCGACUUCCGACAAUUCUUUGGGUGGGACCGCAUGGCCGAGCAGCUGAGAUCGCUGACGCUGAAGCGCGCUGGUGUUGAGGACCCUGCGGAUAUCCUGAUUGACAUUGUGCUUGACGAUAUGGACAAGCGACGGAGAAGGACGUCGAAGCAACAAUCAUCGCCCACUACCCCUUGGCCCGCAAGUUCCAGCCCUCGCAGAAGUCCCACCAUUCCUCACGCUGAACUUCACAAGUCACCCUCAAUGCCGGGCUCACCAGACCCGCGCAAUUCGAUUGGUGACCUGGGCAUUGGUUCUCUAAGCACACAAGACCAUGCUGUGGAUGAUGUUCACGGUGAAGGCAGACGGCCAUCUCUGGCUCGGGCGGAAACGUUCGAAGCCAUGUCGCCUCCAAAGGGAUCUAGACCGCGUAGCAAUUCACCUACUCGCCCAGUCAGCUCCCGCAACCCCUCCCACAUGAGAGGAGGUCACAAGGUUCGUCGCUCCGGCUCUGGCAGCUCGCAUUCGAGUCUUUCGGACUCGUGGCACCACAGCCGCGCCAACAGCUCCUCGAAUCUUUUGAGCAUGGGUGUUCUUCCAGCAUCAAAGUGGCGGUUCUUGAAGCACCUCAGUCUGGCCGACAACUCCAUGACCUCCAUCCCUGCCACCAGCUUGGUUCCCCUCGCAAACACCCUUCACUCCCUGGACUUGUCAUCCAAUCUGUUCACUCAGAUCCCCGACAGUCUGGCUACCCUUACCGCACUUCGCGCACUUAACCUCUCACACUGCAUGAUCGAUGGGCUCCACUCCCUGACGCGCAAUCCCCUCCCGGCCAUCUCGGCUCUUAACCUCCGCGCCAACCGCCUGCAAUCCAUCGCCGGCAUUGAGAAGCUCUAUCCUCUUGAGCGAUUGGACCUUCGCGACAACCGUCUGUCAGACCCCAUGGAGCUGGCCAGACUCACUGGAAUCCCUGACAUCCGGGAGAUCUGGGUUGAGGGCAACCCCUUCACCCGCACCCACAAGGAUUACCGUAUCACAAUCUUCAACCUCUUCCGCAAGACCCCGGGCUACACCGAGGACGUUGUCAUUGACAACUGCGGUCCCACGUAUUCGGAGAGGAGAUACUUGGUUGAGCGUACUCCGGUGCCCGCCGCCGUGCCGGUCGUGAAGCCCGCUCCCGCCGACAUCCCGGCUGUUGACGUCAGCAAGCCAGCCAUCAUCUACGACAUCCCCAAGGAGCCCUCAGUUCUCCGCAAGGAGCGUCCAGUCCCCAAAGCUGUUACCAGCGAGGUGAACACUAGCUCUACUCGCCGCCGUAAAACACCAAAGAGACGGAUAGUAGACCUUUCUACCACGGAUGCCUCUGUGACGGUGACUCCUGGUAUCGUGCCGUCACCCCCUUCGGACGUCAAGGUGCUCGCCUCCGAUGCCACAGCCACCGCAGUCGGUUCAGACACCAACAACUACCGUAUUUCGCAGGCUCCUGAGAUUCCUCCACUUCCCUCUGCCAUUCUGGCCGACAAUCGAAAGGCCAACUCCCAACCUGAAGUUCCCCGCAUAGACACUAGCGUGGUUCCCGAACUUCCCCCCAUCUACACAACCCGCGAUGCUCCGCCAGACUCCCAGGACUGGGAUGUCAGCGGGGAAAUGUACCGCCGUAAGAUCGAGGCAUUGCGGGACAAGGUUGGGAAUGGCUACCUCAGUGUGCUCAGUGAGGAGGGCUGGGAUCCCUCUCGCCCGCCAACAUACUUGGUGCCAGACUUCAGCCCAGCCUCGACAGUUCGUCCCAGUCCUACUACCCCUCGGACUAACUCCCAUCACCACCCCGCGGCCAUUCAUAGUGGCCGCACCCUUGGCUAAAGGAAAAAAAAAACUUGCCCUUUCUACAUGAUACCCUUCAUGAUACCCCCACCCCCCUCUUGAGGUUCGAUUCUAUUGUUGGGCUGCUUUCUUGACUUCUCCUUCUGCAGCAUUGCACAUGGCAUUGCCACGAGCAUGGACGUUGGCUUCACCUCCAACCAUUGUGUUAUUCGUCAUUUUUCCCCAGCAUGGUAGAGCAUAGCGUACAAGGCGUUUUGGUUUUGGCGGUCGACUGGUUUCAGUCUCCGCAUUUGUCUCUUGAUACUGAUUGCACCGCCUGAGGUGGUAGAAGGCCACAGUAGAUCUUGUCGCUUUCCCGUCUGUUUGGUUUCUUGGCGCGACCUCAACACAGAGGUCUCUCUCGGGCAUCACGGGGAUGGGAGGGAUAAAAAGCGAGUGACAUUGGGCGCGAAGGCAUCUUCUUUCUUCUUCUCUUCUUAAGACUUGUUUACCUUUCAUAUUGCAGGCUUCAAUUUGGCGUUGGCGGAAACACAUGUCGAGUGGCUUUAGUCAUUUCUGGUUUCAUGGGGCACGAAAAAAAUCCCGCAUGAGUUGCAUUGUGUGUUUGGUUAUGGUAGAUGAAUACUUGUCCAUAAGACAAGCUGGUGGAUGGCUUCUAAUACAUGAUGAAACGC